Salvia hispanica is the source of this 2068-nucleotide messenger RNA. RefSeq lists its product as uncharacterized. Lineage: Eukaryota; Viridiplantae; Streptophyta; Magnoliopsida; Lamiales; Lamiaceae. The record is from RefSeq and is a predicted model, not a curated record.
AAUUAAUGAUUUUCCCCCAUUUAUUAAUUGAUUUGCGUUUCUGCAUUGAUUCUUUUGUUUAAUCAUGCCAGAAUUUGUGUGAUCUUGUGUUUUUUCCGUGAUCCCUUUUUCUUCGCUGACCUAAAACGAUGACUGAUUUUGUGUGUGUGUUUUGGUGGUUGAUCGUAGUUGAGCUUGAAGGCAAUUUUGCUCUUUGUUAAAGAUUUGAUUUUUAUGGUUUCGUUGCUUGUGUUUACUGGUGAUGUUUUGUGGGAUUUGUGUUUGUGAAAGGGGGCAUGCUUGGUUUUUAGGUUUGAAGUUAAUUUAUGUCAAAUUAGGAGUUGAUGAGAAGAGACAUGUCUUUCAAGUGUUUGUUCUUGUUUGGAAAGAGCUGUUUUAAAGCUUUUAUUGCAGUAUGUUUGGUUAAACUAUGUGUUAGAUGGAAGUAGGUUAGGUUGAACUUGAGAAUAGUUAGUUUUCGUGUUUACACCUAUUUCAGUUUAUGGCUGAGAGACGGUGAGGUUAUCAGUAUGUGAUUUAUUAGAAUAAAUGAUCUAUGGGAAGUGAAAAGAGACUAAAACCAGAAUUCCUCAGUUUAUUUUAGAAACAUGAAAUUCCUUAGCCAAUGGUAGAAGUUCACUUAGGUGAGAUUUAAAAUGCUCGGGUAAAAGUAGAGCUUUUACUUUCAGUGCAAAAAUGGCGGUUUUCUCUUUGCGGGAAAUCUGAGCUGAAUAAAAAUAAGAAAAGGGGAAAGAAACACAUUAUAUUAUACGUGCCGGCUGAGGUUGUUUUGAUUAUAUGACACUUAAAAUUCUGUCCAGACAAAAGUUUGUCGUGUUACUUAACUGAUUCAUUUUGGUUGGGGUUUGUCUUGCACGGAUCACCUAUUGUAAUGUCUUUGUGUAAGUUAUAUGUGUAGGCUUGUGAUCGAAGGAGCAUCUCAGAACUCUGUGGCUUAGCUAUUCGUGAACCGGCCAAAGUAUUUAGCCCUCUUUUUGGAACUUGCAAAAUGACAAAUGGCGAAGUUAGACAAAUCUCCGUACAGGACAUACAAAUGGUUCAAAUUCUUAUCGAAAGAUGCCUUCAGCUUUACAUGAGUGAGAGGGAGGUUGUGAAUACGUUGUCACGCCAGGCAAAGAUUGAAUCUGGCUUCACCGAAAUUGUGUGGCGAAAACUCGAAUCAGAAAACCAGGAUUUUUUUCGGGCGUAUCAUCUGAGGCUGAUUGUGAAGGACCAGAUAUUAAGAUUUAAUCAGUUGCUCGAGAGACAGGUUGAGCUAAUGCGUCAAGUUGGUCGGACAGGAGACACUUCUAUGCCGUUGUCGAAUGGAUCUCAGAUGCAUUCAAUAGUGCACAACAACUCGGGUUAUCAAGUUCAACAGCCAGCUGGCUUGCAACCUAACAUGCAGGUUCCAAUCAACAUAUCUGGUCAUGGUGGUCAGAUCGACGUGCCUGGAAAUAUGCUAUUAACUCAAAAUUCCAGCUCAGGAAUUGUGCAAGGGAUGAACAAUGUGAUGAUUAAAUCAGAGGAUGGCGACUCCCACUUCAUGUUUGGCACAGAGAACAAUCUUAUACAACCUCGCAACACAACUGGAGAAGUGCCCGUUUCACCUUUCACUAGUGGUGAUCCGAACAACCCCAUGUUGGACCAGGAGACGAGCUCAUUUGGAUUCUUGGGACAGAUACCGCGCAACUUCAGUCUCUCUGAUUUGACAGCUGACUUUUCUAAUAGUACAGAUAUACUCGAGAGCUACUCUAGAUCGCCAUUUCUGGGCUCGGGAGCGAACUUCUUGGACCCGCACAUCAGAAGCGAACAACAAGAUGCUAGGAGAUUGGACACCGUAUCGGAGGGGUUGAGUUACGAUGAUUUCGCCAGGGAUUGAAUCUUCCGAAAGACCUAGCAAACUGGUACAAGCAUGAAGACAUUUAGAUGCAAAAUAAUUGUUAUCUUAUCUCGCCCUUGUCUGAGCAAAAACCACAGUAAUUUAUUCUUCCUUUGUUGCGUUUAUUGGUCCUUAUUUAUAUACUACAAGUUUCUGUAAAUACAUUCAAGAAUAAUUCAAGGUAUCAUUGGUGGAUUAAUUAUUUCA